AUGGGGUCACACUGGGGCCAGGAUGUGGGACUGGUGGCACCAGCACAAGCUGACCGCAACUGGACCCAGUGCCACCAACUGGACCUGGUGUCACCAACCAGACCCAGUGCCACCAACCGGACCUGGUGUCACCAACUGGACCUGGUGUCACCAACUGGACCUGGUGUCACCAACCGGACCUGGUGGCACCAGCACAACCUGACAGCAACCAGACCCAGUGCCACCAACUGGACUUGGUGUCACCAACCGGACCCAGUGUCACCAGCGGGACCUGGUGUUACCAACCAACCAUGGUGGCACUGGCACAACCUGACAGCAACCAGACCCAGUGCCAUCAACCGGACCUGGUGUCACCAACCGGACCUGGUGUCACCAACCAGACCUGGUGGCAUCAGCACAACCUGUCAGCAACUGGACCCAGUGCCACCAACCGGAACCGGUGUCACCAGCACAACCUGUCACCAACCGGACCCGGUGUCACCAACCGGACCCAGUGUCACCAACCGAACCCAGUGCCACCAACCGGACCUGGUGUCACCAGCACAACCUGUCAGCAACCGGACCCAGUGUCACCAACCGGACCUGGUGUCACCACCCAGACCCAUUGUCACCAGCACAAGCAGUGACCAUAGCCGGUGUCACCCACAGAUCAAGCUGUCACAGCACAGACAGAAGCCACUGUCACCAAUGGGUGCUGUGGCCACCCUCACGCCUCCUCCUGGCCAAUAAAAGCCCCCUGUGCUCAUUA
Messenger RNA from Neopsephotus bourkii (Bourke's parrot), 748 nucleotides. RefSeq names its product mucin-2-like. NCBI's taxonomy places the organism in Eukaryota, Metazoa, Chordata, Aves, Psittaciformes, Psittacidae. The record is from RefSeq and is a predicted model, not a curated record. The coding region runs from base 1 to 729 and encodes 242 amino acids. The transcript has 4 exons.